Messenger RNA from Mytilinidion resinicola, 8288 nucleotides. Its product is annotated as Sec63-domain-containing protein. Gene Ontology annotation, biological process: actin filament polymerization; Arp2/3 complex-mediated actin nucleation. Gene Ontology annotation, cellular component: Arp2/3 protein complex; actin cytoskeleton; nucleus. Gene Ontology annotation, molecular function: nucleic acid binding; ATP binding. Lineage: Eukaryota; Fungi; Ascomycota; Dothideomycetes; Mytilinidiales; Mytilinidiaceae. The record is from RefSeq and is a predicted model, not a curated record. The transcript has 9 exons. The coding region runs from base 1 to 7926 and encodes 2641 amino acids.
AUGCUUCUCCUAGACUAUCAAAAUGUUCUCAUAGAGUCCCUGUUGAAGGAUCGUUUUUCGGGGGCACCUCCUGUCUCAAUUGACCAAGUCGUCUCCGACUUCGACGGUGUGACCUUCCACAUCUCCACGCCCGAGUCCAAGUCCAAGAUCCUAGUAUCCAUCUCCGUCAAAUGCUUCCAUGAGCUAGUGCAAUAUGGCGCUCAGUCAGUGUUGGAGCGGGAAUAUGGCCCUUAUAUCGUCCCGGCUGAGCAAGGCUAUGACUUCUCGGUGCAGGUGGACUUGGACAACCUCCCUGCAGAUCAAGACGCGCGAGAGGACCUGGUUCGCCGAAUCUCCCUUCUCAAGCGCAAUGCUAUGGCAGCACCAUUCGAGCAAGCCUUUGACGAAUUCGCCGAACUCCAAGAGCAAGCAUCCAAAUUCACCUCGGAGCAAGCACCUCAGGGUGUGCAAGAAGGAGGGGAGGUCCGUGCCAUACACUACCGAGAAGAAGAGGCCAUAUACAUCAAAGCGAGCCAUGACAGAGUGACGGUCAUCUUUAGCACUGUCUUCCGCGAGGAAACGGAUCGGAUAUUUGGGAAAGUCUUCCUUCAGGAAUUUGUGGAUGCUCGAAGGCGCGCGAUUCAAAAUGCGCCGCAGGUCCUCUUCCGCAACGAUCCCCCACUUGAACUUCAAAAUGUACCGGGUCUCGGAGCCUCUGGAACCGGAGAGAUUGGCUAUAUUACCUUUGUCCUAUUCCCUCGACACCUGACUAGACAACGAAGGGACGAUGUGAUAUCACAUAUUCAAACAUUCCGUGAUUAUUUCCACUAUCACAUCAAAGCAUCAAAGAACUUCAUAGGCUUACAUCCAUUCGAGGAUGCGGAGACGAACUGCGGACUUCCUCCAAGUGUUACGGCGAGCAAGGCCAGAAGGCGACGAGAAGGAACGGAAGACAGCAAGCGGCCGAACAUUCAAGGUACAAGCCUAAGUCAAAGUGGAAAUGCGCUCUACAAGCCUCCGAUCAGAGAUGUAUCAGCUUUACGCUGGAGCGGGUUCUGGUGUAUACUUCAAAAUGUGUUAGCGGUGGUCUACUCAGGAAAGCGGCGAAUUCUAGGAGCGCAACCACCAAACGCGCCUGUGCUCAUACAACGUCUCGCCUAUCGCCCAGCCGCGUGGCACGAACACGACGUCGUUUCUUCACACCCGGCCUCGAGUCCCCAACCUCCAUCGAUCCGCGUACUUCAACCUCAAUCCUUCAUCAUGGCGGACCAGAAGAAAGAAAACAACUUGGCGCAGUUCAAAUAUGCGGCCAUGUCGAAUUUGGUCCUCCAGGCGGACCGACGCUUCGUCACCCGCCGUGGAGAUGAAAACACUGGUGACCCCGAGUCACUGGCCGGCCGCAUAAACAUCCGCGACAUGGGCUCACGGACAGCGCGCGAGGAUGCGCCUGUUCAGAAAAAGAAACCGAAAGGACCUGCCGACGUGGAACGAGGAAGCAUCCGCGAAGGCGAGGACGUUCUGGAGAGAGAACAGAAAAAGAGGAAGCGUGGAGAACCCGCUCAGAUGCGUGGUGCAGGAAUACUUUCGCAGCAAGACCUGUUGGUGGAGGACUUGAAGUACCGGCCGAGGACACCUGCCACGAGAGGAACGUACGAUCUGAUCAACACCAUCGUUGGGAGGAGUCUUGGAGACGUUCCAAACCAUGUCACUCGAAGCGCUGCUGAUGCUGUGCUGGAGUACCUGAAAGACGAAAAUCUGAAAGACUUCGACCGGAAGAAGGAGAUUGACGACAUUUUGGGCUCCUCCAUGGGGUCCAAGGAGUUCAACGAGCUCGUAAAUCUUGGCAAAAAAAUCACAGACUAUGAUGCACAGGACGAAGACGAGGAUGUGGCACAUGCUGAGGAAGGGGCUGACGAUGUAGACAUCGACGAGAAGCAGGGUGUUGCCGUAGUGUUCGACGAAGAAGACGAGGAUGACGAAAACGCUGGUCAAACUUUCGAAGUCCGAGACGAGGAUGAAUCGUCUGACGACGAUGGCGACGACCUUGCUGACGACGACGGCACUGGAGCACCCGAGGAGGGACAAGGCAACGAUAUCGGGGGAGGAGAGGAGAUGAUCAUCGAAUCAGAGUCACUGCAAACUGGCGACACCAAGCGGAAGGGCGACGGGCUGAUCCCAGCCCACGAAAUUGACGCGUUCUGGUUACAGAGGCAGAUUGGACAAGUUUACAAGGACGCGCACACUCAACAAGAGAAGACCCAAGAUGCACUACAGAUUCUCUCCGGUCUUUCCGACGACGGGGAUGAGAAGCCACUUCGUGAGAUUGAGAACGACCUGAUGGAGCUGUUCGACUACGAGCAGCCCGAGCUUGUUGCCAAGAUGGUCCUCAACCGGGACAAAAUCGUCUGGGUGACUAAAUGGCGGAGAGCUGCUGAAGACAAAAACGCGAGAGCUGCUGUUGAGCGCGAGAUGAUUGCUGAGGGGUACAGAAAUAUUUUGAACGAGCUUCGCACGAGGGAGGACGCAACUGCCGGAGAGGCGCCCUCUAAUGCGAAGAAAAUCAAGCUGGACUUGAUGGACAUUGACGUGUCAAAUGGUUCUAAAGAUGUGGCCAUGACCGAUGCGCCCAAGGAAGGAGGUCUCGUUGGUGGACUGCAGCCGAAACGCCUCGUCAACCUGGACAAUCUCAUCUUCGACCAAGGGAAUCAUCUUAUGACAAAUCCCAACGUGAAGCUACCACAAGGCUCUACGAAGCGGACAUUCAAAGGCUAUGAGGAGAUUCAUGUUCCAGCCCCGAAAGCGAAGAAGGAUGCCAACGAACCAAAGAACAUGCCCGCGUCUGAGCUACCGGAUUGGGCGAGACAAGGAUUCGGCAAUUCCAAAGAGCUGAAUCGAAUCCAGACUCGAUGUUUCCCUACCGCCUUCAACGACGAUGGUAAUAUGCUCAUCUGUGCACCUACCGGCUCUGGUAAAACGAAUGUUGCUAUGCUAGCUAUGCUUCGAGAAAUCGGCAAACAUCGAAACCCGGAAACGGGGGAGAUCGCUCUCGAUGAUUUUAAGAUCAUAUAUAUUGCUCCGCUUAAAGCCCUGGUCCACGAGCAAGUCGGCAACUUUGGCAAACGACUCGAGCCAUACGGUAUUCGCGUUUCGGAGCUGACGGGAGACCGUCAACUCACGAAACAGCAAAUAGCUGAGACUCAGAUAAUUGUCACCACGCCCGAGAAGUGGGAUGUCAUCACCCGAAAGGCAACAGACACCAGCUACACCAACCUUGUUCGGCUUAUUUGCAUCGACGAAAUCCAUCUCCUACAUGACGAUCGAGGACCCGUCCUAGAAAGUAUCGUUGCCAGGACUAUUCGGCGGAUUGAGCAGACAGGCGACAACGUCCGAUUAGUGGGCCUCAGUGCCACUCUUCCCAACUAUCGCGAUGUCGCUAGCUUCCUUCGCGUUGACCCUUCCAAAGGUCUUUUCCACUUCGACGCAACAUUCCGGCCGUGCCCGCUGAAGCAAGAGUUCAUCGGCGUCACUGAUAAAAAGGCCAUCAAGCAAUUGAAAGCAAUGAAUGAUGUUUGCUACACCAAGGUGCUAGAGCAAGUAGGAGAGAAGCGGAACCAAAUGCUCAUUUUCGUUCAUUCGCGGAAGGAGACAGCAAAAACAGCCAAGUAUAUUCGAGACAAAGCUCUCGAAUUGGAAACGAUCGGUCAGAUCAUGAGAAGUGACGCAUCAAGCCGGGAGAUCUUAAGAGAAGAGGCCGAGACCAUUGCAAACUCAGACUUGAAAGAUCUCCUUCCCUACGGGUUUGGCAUACAUCAUGCUGGUAUGACGCGAGCAGACCGCAUAUCAGUCGAAGACCUCUUCUCAGACGGCCAUUUGCAAGUGCUUGUGUGUACGGCUACCUUGGCAUGGGGCGUUAAUCUCCCUGCGCACACAGUCAUCAUCAAGGGAACCCAGAUCUAUUCACCCGAGAAGGGUAGUUGGGUCGAGCUGAGUCCGCAAGAUGUACUGCAGAUGCUUGGCCGCGCGGGAAGGCCUCAAUUCGACACCUACGGAGAAGGAAUAAUCAUUACAACCCAAUUGGAGUUGCAGUAUUACCUCUCGCUCCUCAACCAGCAACUUCCGAUUGAAAGCCAAUUCAUCAGCAGACUCGCAGACAACCUCAACGCCGAAAUUGUGUUGGGGAACGUGCGGAGUAGGGAUGAAGGUGUCGAGUGGUUGGGUUACACGUACCUCUUCGUUCGGAUGCUUAGAUCCCCUGGGCUGUAUAGUGUUGGCGCCGAUUACGAAGACGACAAAUCGCUCGAACAAAAACGCGUAGAUUUGAUACACUCAGCUGCCACAGUCCUGGAAGCCUCUGGCCUUGUCAAAUACGAUAAGAGAUCUGGGAAGUUGACAACAACAGAACUCGGGAGGAUAGCCUCUCACUACUACAUUACGCACAACUCUAUGACGACCUACAAUCAGCAUAUCCAACCAUCGAUCACCUCCAUUGAGCUUUUUCGCGUGUUUUCUCUCAGCGAGGAAUUCAAAUACAUUCCUGUACGCCAAGAUGAAAAGCUAGAGUUGGCGAAGCUACUCAGCCGCGUCCCAAUUCCUGUCAAGGAGAGCAUCGAAGAACCUCAGGCUAAGAUCAACGUUCUCCUCCAAGCGUACAUCUCCCGCCUGAAGCUUGAAGGACUCGCCCUCAUGGCAGAUCUCGUAUACGUCACUCAAUCCGCCGGGCGAAUCCUUCGUGCCAUUUUCGAGAUCUGCCUGAAGAAGGGGUGGGCAUCAGUAGCAAAGAUUGCGCUAGAUCUUUGUAAGAUGGCAGAGAAGCGGAUGUGGCCUACCAUGACAGCCCUCAGACAGUUUACCACGCAAACAGCAAUGUGUCCACCCGAUGUGAUCCAGAAAGCUGAGCGGAUUGAUGUUCCCUGGUCCAGCUUCUUUGAUCUCGACCCGCCACGGAUGGGCGAGCUUCUAGGCAUGCCUAGGGCUGGCAAGCUGGUUUGUGGACUUGUAGAGAAAUUUCCCCGCCUUGAGGUGACCGCUCAGGUACAGCCUGUAACGCGAUCUAUGCUCCGCAUGGAGCUGACUAUAACUCCGAAUUUCGAGUGGGACGAUGCACUGCAUGGGGCAGCCGAAAGCUUCUGGAUUCUAGUUGAAGACUGUGACGGGGAAGAAAUUCUGUUUCAUGACCAAUUCCUCCUGCGCAAGACCUAUUCACGAGCCGAAAUGAACGACCAUCUUGUCGACUUCACAGUUCCCAUCACCGAGCCAAAGCCCCCCAAUUACUUUGUGACUGUCAUCUCAGACAGAUGGAUGCACUCUGAAUUCAAGUUCCCUGUCUCCUUCCAGAAUCUUAUCCUUCCAGAGAAGUUCCCUCCGCACACUCCUCUUCUUGAGCUGCAGCCACUGCCUAUCUCGGCCUUGAAAGUCAAAGAAUAUCAAGGUCUAUACGAGAGCUUGGGCCGUUUCAACAAGAUCCAGACUCAAGUUUUCAACUCUCUCUACUCUUCGGACGACAAUGUAUUUGUUGGCGCUUCCACGGGCAUCGGAAAGACAGUCUGCGCGGAGUUUGCUAUCCUGCGUCAUUGGACCAAAAACCUCGAUGGGCGCAUUGUCUACAUCGCACCAUUUCAGGAAGGUGUUGAUAACCGGUUGAUCGACUGGAAAGAGCGGCUCUCGACGAUUGCUGGAGGCAAGGAAAUCUUAAAGCUUACUGGGGACCUCACUGCCGACCUUCGACUACUAGAACGCGGAGAUCUUGUCCUAGCAACACCAAUCCAGUGGGAUAUCAUCUCCCGCCAGUGGAAGCGUCGUAAGAAUGUGCAGAGUGUGGCGCUACUGAUUGCGGAUGACCUACACAUGCUAGGAGGCCAGGGCGGGUAUACUUAUGAGGCCAUUGUCUCCCGCAUGCAUGCUAUGGCUUUCCAGGUGGAAUCCGGACUACGCAUAGUCGGUCUAAGCGUCUCACUUGCAAAUGCUCGCGAUAUUGGCGAAUGGAUCGGAGCGACAAAGCAUACGAUAUUCAACUUCAGCCCCCAGAUCCGAGCUGUCCCGCUGGAACUUCAUAUUCAAUCCUUCACGAUACCCCACUUUCCUUCUUUGAUGCUUGCAAUGGCCAAACCCGUUUACCAGUCGAUCAUCCAGCUAUCUCCUGGCAAAUCAGCGAUGGUCUUUGUUCCCAGUCGAAAACAGGUCCGGUCGACAGCUUUAGAUCUUCUUGCUGCCUGUCUGGCAGACGAUGAUGAGGAUCGCUUUCUCAAUGCCUCGCCAGAUGAGCUCGCGCCUGUGCUCGCAAAGGUGAAUGAACGAGCACUCGCGGAGUCUCUAUCUCAUGGCAUUGGGUACUUCCACGAAGCCUUAAGCUCCUUCGAUAAAAAGGCAGUCCAGCAUCUGUUCAAGGUUGGUGCCAUUCAAGUCAUGCUCGUCUCAAGGGAUUCCUGCUGGGAGAUCGAUCGAAAUGCCCAUCUCGUUAUCAUUAUGGGCACACAGUUUUUCGAGGGCCGCGAACACCGUUACAUCGACUACCCGAUUAGUGAGAUUUUGCAAAUGUUCGGGAAGGCGGGAAGAACCGGAGAGGACAAGACCGCCAAAAGUGUGCUCAUGGUCCCCGCCGUGAAACGCGAGUACUACAAAAAAUUUCUCCAUGAGGCACUCCCCAUUGAGAGCCAGCUGCAAGGCUACCUGCCCGAUGCCUUCGUAGCGGAGAUUAGUUCGAAGACUAUCGAAUCAAUGCAGGAUGCAGUCGACUGGUCGACCUACACGUACUUCUAUCGCCGACUACUGGCUAAUCCCAGCUAUUACGGACUUACGGAUCCUUCUCAGGAUGGGCUGAACGCUCAUCUCUCCGACCUUGUUGAGACAUCACUAAAGGAGCUCGUCGAAGCUAAGAUCAUCGAGCUGGACGAGGACGAUGACUCCAUCACGCCCUUGAAUCCAGCAAUGAUUGCAGCCUAUUAUAACAUCUCCUUCAUCACGAUGCAGACAUUUUUGCUAUCUCUCACAGGCCGCACGAAGUUGAAGGGAAUUCUCGAAAUUGUCACCUCCGCAACGGAAUUUGAAGGCAUACAAAUCCGUCGCCACGAAGAUAAAAUUUUGAGUCGAAUCUACGAUCGACUUCCAGUGAAGAUGGCAGAAGCAAGCUACGAGUCACCACACUUCAAAGCCUUCGUGCUUCUACAGGCUCACUUUUCCCGCAUGCAACUGCCGGUCGAUUUGGCAAAAGAUCAAGAGCUCAUAUUGCGUAAGGUCCUCAACCUGCUUAGCGCUUGUGUAGAUGUUCUUUCUUCGGAAGGCCAUCUCAACGCAACAACUGCGAUGGAGAUGUCCCAGAUGGUAGUUCAAGCGAUGUGGCAAUCGGAUGGUGCCCUGAAGCAACUUCCCCACUUCGAUGAUCAGGCACUCAAGGCAGCCAAGGAAUUCAACAUCAACGAUGUCUUUGAGUUCAUGGACGCGAUGGACCCAGAAACAUACCCGCAAUACGAAGCCCUUAUCGAGAAGCUUGGAUUUGACGGGCAGCAAUUGUUAGAUGUCUCCAAAUUCACGAAUGAGUACUAUCCCAACGUUGAACUUUCUUUCGAAGUGGACCGCCCGGAGGAGAUUGUUGCGGGCAGCCCGUCAUGCCUCAACAUUACAAUCGAAAGGGAACUUGAGGAGGAUGAGGAACCAAAGACAGAGGUCUAUGCGCCCUACUUUGUGGGUAGCAAGAGCGAAAACUGGUGGUUGGUCAUUGGCGAAGAGUCAACAAAGAAUCUGGUGGCCAUCAAGAGGAUCACUUUUGGGAAGAGCUUCAGGACGAAGCUUGAAUAUGUGGUUCCAACUGCUGGCAAACAUGAACUAACGCUCUACCUGAUGAGCGACAGCUAUUGUGGUGUGGACCAAGCGCCAAUAUUCAAUGUAACCGCAGCAGAAGGCGAAGACGAUGAUGAUGAGGAAGAGGACGAGGACGAGGAUGAAGAAGAGUGAACGAAGGUACAGGCUCGACUCUAUGCUAGGCAAGGAAUGCUCAAUUGACGGAACGGAGGGGCUAUAAUGAUGUAAUGGUAGUAACAGUUGGACGAGAAAGUCCCAAUAUAUCUCUGUCUCUUCAAACUACUGCUGAUAAGUUGCCUCUACAUGAGUCCGACGAGGAAAGAUGUAACUAUAUCCAAUCUGUUACGUCCCCCUAGCACGAGCACGAGCACGAUCAUAAUCACGUGCUAUAGAUCAGGUGACGCCUGAUCACGUGCGCACCGGAAAGCUAUCCCUUAACCCGCUGCGGCGCAACGCUCGGGCCAGGCUUGGCGGAACAUCGUACCGAGCUGUACGCUGGGGCAUCAACACAGAAU